UCGAGUUAGGUUAAAUUCUGCGGCUUCGAGAGGUUAUGUUUUACACGUCGGAACCGUCGAAGCUCGUAAUCACCUUGCCAAGUCUGUAUUUUUUCGUAACGCUGCCAAAGGUCUAUUUAUAAGAACGCUGAAGAAUGUCAGAUAUCCAUUCUCGAUAGCACAGUAACUCAAGCGACUCGACAAGAAUGUACAAUGAUAAUGUAAGAGCGAGCGUACGGCAUAGGAAGUCAGAGACGAAAUUCAACGAGAGCCAGAUGCUCGAAUCAUGCAGUGAUGAGGGGAUACGAUCGAGUAUCAGAGAUGUAAUUGCAGUGAUGAAGUCCGAAGAGGACACGGAAAGCGAGGACGAAAAGGAUUACAAGCGGCAACUCAUACCGACGAACAGUCAAAUCAGCGAGGAUGUGAUAGUUCGUCGGUUCGAAGACGAGAACGUUUGGUCUAUAUCCGUACAAAUGUUCGUGCCCUUUUUGUUAGCCGGUUUCGGCAUGGUGGCCGCCAGCCUGUUGCUGGACGUUGUACAGCACUGGCCAGUGUAUCAGACGGUCUCCGAGGUCUAUAUACUGGUUCCUGCGUUGCUCGGUUUAAAAGGGAACUUGGAAAUGACGUUAGCCUCCAGAUUCUCGACUCAUGCGAAUCUCGGACACAUGGACACGAAGAAACAACGAUGGACCUUGGUCGUUGGAAAUCUCGCACUGAUACAGUGUCAAGCGACGGUGGUAGGCUUGCUUGCUUCCCUGGCCGCCGUCGUACUCGGUUGGAUACCGGAAGCUCAGUUCGAUAUGAAUCACGCGCUCUUAUUAUGCGCCAGUGCCUUGUCCACCGCGUCCGUGGCAAGCUUUCUCCUGAGCUUGGUAAUGAUCGCGGUGAUAGUAUUGUCCAAAGAGAUCAACAUCGAUCCAGAUAACAUAGCCACGCCGAUCGCGGCUUCCCUGGGCGAUUUAACUACCUUGAUGCUUCUUUCAGGAAUCGCGUCCCUUCUCUUUAGAGCCACAGAAUACGCCCCUUGGAUAGCACCGACGUUGAUAGUGUUCCACGUAACAAUUACCCCGAUCUGGGCCUAUAUCGCGGCCAGAAAUCCGUUUACCAGGGAGAUUUUAGACUACGGCUGGGCGCCUGUGAUAUGCGCGAUGCUAAUUAGCAGCGUGGGCGGUUUGAUACUGGAUUACACGAUAUCCAAUUACAAGGGCAUAGCAGUAUUUCAGCUAGUUAUAAAUGGCGUUGGUGGGAAUCUAGCGGCGGUGCAAGCCAGCAGGAUAUCGACGUCUUUGCACAGAGAUCACCGAUCGAACAACGAGGGAUCACUCCCCGUCGUUCGUUUCGAUCCGUCCUACACCUUUUGUACGAAAGGCGGACACGCGAGAACGGCUAGAGUCUUGCUGAUGAUGGUUAUUCCCGGCCAUUUAAUAUUUGGCUACACGAUUAGCUACCUCCAGGCGGGACACACAUCCCUGACGCCUAUAUUUCUUAGUUUCUAUUUACUCGCCGCCUUGCUACAGGUGACGUUACUAUUGUAUAUCACUCAACUGAUGGUCAUCUGGAUGUGGAGACGAGGAAUGGACCCGGAUAAUUCUGCGAUCCCAUACCUAACAGCCGCGGGUGAUCUGAUUGGAACGGUGCUGCUGGGAAUCGCGUUUCAUAUACUGUACGCGAUUGGAGACAAAGAUUCCGAUGUCGGAGACUGAUCGCGAAAAAGACUGAGUUCAACGAAGUUCGUGUACUUAGUUCCUUACUUCCUCGUAGUAUAGUGUUACUCAUUUACGUUAUUUAUAUGGAAGCAUGCGAGAUCGUAUGCCGGGCAUGUAAAUACGUACAGGAUGGGACCAAAUCGGUUCUGAUCGCUCAAUUUUUAACUACAAACUGCGCUUGUAAAUAUGAACGCGUGCAAGUGCUAAGUACUUAUUUUGUACCAAAUAAUGCAAGCAUUUAAUAAACUUGAUUGACGACA
Molecule: messenger RNA, 1945 nt
Organism: Ceratina calcarata
Lineage: Eukaryota; Metazoa; Arthropoda; Insecta; Hymenoptera; Apidae
Product: solute carrier family 41 member 1-like
Exons: 7
Coding region: 186-1682 (498 amino acids)
Biological process (GO): monoatomic cation transport
Cellular component (GO): plasma membrane
Molecular function (GO): monoatomic cation transmembrane transporter activity
Source: RefSeq, a predicted model, not a curated record